Arvicanthis niloticus (Nile rat) is the source of this 3189-nucleotide messenger RNA. RefSeq names its product leptin (gene Lep). Lineage: Eukaryota; Metazoa; Chordata; Mammalia; Rodentia; Muridae. Gene Ontology annotation, cellular component: extracellular region. The record is from RefSeq and is a predicted model, not a curated record. Gene Ontology annotation, molecular function: peptide hormone receptor binding; hormone activity. Gene Ontology annotation, biological process: activation of protein kinase C activity; positive regulation of phosphatidylinositol 3-kinase/protein kinase B signal transduction; positive regulation of receptor signaling pathway via JAK-STAT.
GAAGAAGAGGAUCCCAGGGAGGAAAAUGUGCUGGAGACCCCUGUGCCGGUUCCUGUGGCUUUGGUCCUAUCUGUCCUAUGUUCAAGCUGUGCCUAUCCAGAAAGUCCAGGAUGACACCAAAACCCUCAUCAAGACCAUUGUCACCAGGAUCAAUGACAUUUCACACACGCAGUCGGUAUCCGCCAAGCAGAGGGUCACUGGCUUGGACUUCAUUCCUGGGCUUCACCCCAUUCUGAGUUUGUCCAAGAUGGAUCAGACUCUGGCAGUCUAUCAACAAAUUCUCACCAGCCUGCCUUCCCAAAAUGUGCUGCAAAUAGCCAAUGACCUGGAGAACCUCCGAGACCUCCUCCGUCUGCUGGCCUUCUCCAAGAGCUGCUCCCUGCCUCAGACCGGUGGCCUGCAGAAGCCAGAGAGUCUGGAUGGCGUCCUGGAAGCCUCGCUCUACUCCACAGAGGUGGUGGCUCUGAGCAGGCUGCAGGGCUCUCUGCAGGAGAUUCUUCAACAGUUGGACCUUAGCCCUGAAUGCUGAGGUUUCAAAGACCACCAGGCUCCCAGGGAUCAUGUUGAGAGAAGAAACCUUGGCUUCCAGGGGUCUUCAGGAGAAGAAAGCCAUGUGUACACAUCCCUUAUCCAGGACUCUGUCCACCUCUCCCACUCCUGGGAGAAGACCACCCUUCCAAAGGCAUGACUCCACAAUGCUUGACUAAAGCUAUCCACACGACUCUAUGAGCACUAGGAGGGGCCAGCCUGCAGAGGUGAUUCUCACCUAGUUCUUCAGCAAGUAUAGAUAAGAACCAUCCCAUCCCCUCCAUGUUCCACUCCCCCUGGGUACAUGCUUCACUGUGGCCCAGGGGAUGGAAGGAACGGAUGGGUAGAGCCUUUGGACUGUCUCAGAGUCUUCGGGAGCACCAUGAAGGCUGCAUCCACACACAGCUGGAAACUCCCAAGCAGCACAUGAUGGAAGCUCAUAUUUAUUUAUUCUGCAUUUUCUUUUGGACGGAUUUGAAGCAAAGCAUCAGCUUUUUCAGGCUUUGGGGUCAGCCAGGGCGAGGAAGGCUCCUGAGGUGCUGUUUUCAAUCCCAUUGAUGGAUCUGCCCAAGGCAAAUCUAUUUUUUUUUUUUUUGAGUGACUGGAAGGAAGAUUGGGAUCUCCCAAACAAGAGUCUAUGCAGGUAGCUCUCAAGCUUGUCCUCUGGUGACUGGUUUUGUUUCUAUUGUGACUGACUCUAUGCAAACACAUUUGCAGAGGCAUUGCCUGGAGCGUAGGCUAGGUUAUUAUCAAAGGAAGAUGAAUUUUGUCAAGUGUAAUAUGCAUCUAUGUGCACCUGAGGGUAGGGGAUGUGUUAGAGGGAGGGGGGAGGAUCCAGAAGUGUUCUCUGAGUUACAUAUAUGUGGUAGGCUUUUCUGAAAAGGUGAGGCAUUUCCUUACCUCUGUAGCCACAUAGCAUGGCUUUGUGAAAAGGACAAAGGAGUUGACUCUUUCAGGGACAUUUGAAGUAUACCAGGCACCCUUGGAGGGGGCUAAAGCUACAGGCCUUUUAUUGGCAUAUUUCUGAGCUCAGGGAGUGAGGGCCCCACAUUUGAGACAGUGAGCCCCAAGAAAAGGGUCCCUGGUAUAGCUCUCCCAAGUUGUCCAGGGUUGAGCCCACAAUGCAUUUCUGAAGCAGGCAGUAUCCCUAGUAGAUGUUUGCAUGUCGAUACGUGGUUCUCAUCUGAUUGGUUCAUCCAAAGUAAAACCAUGUCUCCCACCCAUUCUGUGGGGAGUUCUGUUCCAGUGGGAAUGAGAAAUCACUUAGCAGAUGGUCCUGAGCCCUGGGCCAGCACUGCUGAGGAGGUGCCAGGGCCCCAGGCCAGACUGCCACGAUUGCCCUUCGAGCUGAAGGAUGAACAAAGGGGCUUGGGUUUUUCCACCACCCCUGCACCCUUAUGUCACCAUCCAACUGUGGGUGGCAGAUCAAUGCAAGAAAACUUGAUGGAAAGCAAUACACUUUAAGACUGAGCACAGCUCUGUACUCAGUCCUGACUGGUGCUGUGGGCUAGCGAAGCUCACCAAAUAAACGUGAAAAUCAGAGGCUCGUGUCCCUGCAGUAAGACCCUACUCCCCAGUGUGCCAAGGUGCAUGUCGUCACAACAGCCCCGCACAGCCGAAAGUACAGUGCUGUCUUCAAUGGGUGCGAAAGGACCUGAGCUGGGGGUGACAGUGCCCAGGGGAACCCUGCUUGCAGUCUAUUGCAUUUACAUACCUUUCAGGGCACACUAUCGUCCACUGCUAUUAUAGCACACCGUUGACACGGGAUAACUGGGGUCGUAAAAAUAAGAAAAUACAGGUUGACUAUCCCUUAUCCAAAAUGCUUGGGACUAGAAGAGUUUUGGAUUUUAAAGACGUUUUCAGGCAUAGGUAUAUUUGAAUGUAUAUUAAAUGAGAUAUCUUGAGGGGUGGGACCCAAGUAUAAACAUGAAGUUCAUUUAUAGUUCAUAAUACCGUAUACACACUGCUUGAAGGUAGUUUUAUACAGUGUUUUAAAUAAUGUUAUGUGCAUGAAAGAAGUUUUCACAGCGUGAAAUUGUCUACCCGUGGCAUCAUGUUAGCACUCAAAAACCUUUGGAUUUUAGAGCAAUUUGGAUCUUGGGUUUUCUGUAAGAGAUGUUUAGCUUAUACCUAAAACUAUAAUAGCUAACAGGUUGCAGGACCAGACUAGAGACUGGAUCCUCAGCCCUGAAGUGUGUCCUUCCAGCCAGCUAAUACCCUGUGGAAGCGAACGGCAUCGGGGUUUGUGGUGCUGACUAAAAGAGAAGAAUUGGAGGUGGAUUUGGAGGAGGUGAGGGAUGUGAUGUUGUUUUACUGGGUGCUUGGUAUGUGGAGUGGUAAAACUCAGAACAGGAAGUGACAGGGAAGACUGAAGAGAAGGGGAAAGAACAACAGGAAGUGCUGAAAUGACUUUAUGGGCCGCAAAAGUGGCUAUUGAAAGAGUCCCAAGUGCCACAGUCUAGAGCGAAGGCUUGUGUGGCUGGUGUCAGACUGCUCUGGGGUUGUACUAUGUCACCUUGGCCACCUCAUCGAGCUGGAAUGUCCUGAGCCUUUUGCUCAGAAAACCUUGCACUAUGGCUUGUUCCCAGAUUGUGAAACAUCCCAUAUGCAAAAAUGUUUGGUUUUCUUAAAAAAUAUAUAUGCAACAACAGCAACAACAAA